This is a messenger RNA of Lacerta agilis (Sand lizard), 1161 nucleotides long. It is a transcript of the gene ZSWIM7, whose product is annotated as zinc finger SWIM-type containing 7. Gene Ontology annotation, molecular function: zinc ion binding. Lineage: Eukaryota; Metazoa; Chordata; Lepidosauria; Squamata; Lacertidae. Gene Ontology annotation, biological process: double-strand break repair via homologous recombination. The record is from RefSeq and is a predicted model, not a curated record. The transcript has 4 exons. Gene Ontology annotation, cellular component: Shu complex. The coding region runs from base 132 to 629 and encodes 165 amino acids.
AUUCCCCUGGCGUUAUGAGGAUUCUGAGAGGCCUUCGCUUUUAAUGAAAAAUAAACGAAACAGGAGAUUUAUUAAGGAUAAAUAAAUAGGACCCUCUCUCUCUCUCUCCCCCGCCCUCCCUCUUCUGGGAAAUGAAACUCGCUUUGUUAUCCUUUAAUAACAACCUUGUGUGUGUGUUUGUUUUUCUACCCAGAGAAAAAACCGCCCGCCUCAUACAUUCCCGUGAUGGAUGCCACUUUGCCAGCCUUAGCGGAAGAACUGUUGAGAGAGAUAGAAAAGGCUUUUUGCGAGACAUCUCACGGCUGAAGUUCAUCUUUGGGGCUUCUGCCGUCCCUGCUCUGGACUUGGUGGACCGCCAGUCAGUCACACGGAUCACAUCUCCUAGCGGAAGGCGGGUCUACCAGGUGGUUGGAAGCUCAGGCAAGCACUACACUUGUUACGCCUCCUGCCACUUCUGCUCUUGCCCGGCCUUCACGUUUUCUGUCCUCCGGAAGGGCGACAGCCUCGUGUGUAAGCACCUUCUCGCCGUCUACCUCAGCCAGGCGCUCGGGUCCUGCCAGGAGCUGACUGUCCCAGACAAGCAGCUGACCAGACUCUUGCUGCAAGAGGAGGAGGAGGAAGAAAGAUGAAGACCUCAGCCUGGGUUUCGAGAGAGAAUCCUCUCCUGCUCCUCUGCGAACAGCCUCCGAGAUUCUGUAAGGGAACAGAGAACCUGUGUGGCUGUCUGGACGCUGCUGGACUCCAACUCCCAUCAGCCCUUGCAGUUAGAAGUGGCUGAUGGUAAGGGAUGCUGGGAGUUGUGGUCCUGCUCAAUGAAGCAGCAGUGAAUACUCCACAGGAGUGAUGCCUCUGGAAGAGGCCUUCCCUCCGGAGAGAAGGGAAUCGGGAAGUCCUUAGACUCCAACUCCCACCAGCCCUUGCUGCCAGCAAUGGCCAGUGAUGUUGGGGGUUUGAAUUUGACAUUGUCCGAAGGGCCACGGGGUCUCAAGAAAGGGGGCGAGGGCUUUAACCCAAACUGGGAUCAAUGAAAGAUGAUAUCCCCCUGCUCUCGCUGUCCGUCUGGCUUCUGGGGGAAGCAGGUAGAUGUCUACCCUGGACCUGUAAUUGCUCCAUGCAGAGACCUGGUUAUUUUAGGGUCACAUUACAAUUUUUGUAUAUGUG